AUGAACUCCAACACGCACGUCAUUCAGGUGACAAAUGUCUCCCCGAGCACAACGUCCGAACAAAUGAGGACUCUGUUCGGAUUCCUCGGAAAUAUAGAGGAACUGAAGCUGUUUCCACCUGAUGACUCUCCCUUGCCUGUGACUUCACGUGUCUGUUUUGUAAAGUUCCUUGAGUCUGAAUCGGUGGGAGUUUCUCAACACCUGACGAACACCGUCUUCGUGGACAGAGCCUUGAUCGUGGUCCCUUUUGCUGAAGGAGUCAUUCCUGAUGAAUCUAAAGCUAUGUCCCUGCUGGCUCCAGCGAAUGCCGUGGCAGGAAUGAUGCCUGGUGGAGGCCUUCUUCCAACACCCAACCCUUUGGCAUCAAUGGGAGGGACGCCAUUUGGAGGUCUUGGAGCUCCCAACAUGGAGCAAAUGGCUGCCAUGGGAAUGCCGGGACCAAACAUGAACCCCCAGGCUCUCUCUGCUGACUUCCUGAAGCUCAUGCAGUCCAUGGACCCCAAAUUGAAUCCAUUAGCGGCUGGACUGAACUUGAAUCCAGGACUCAAGACUGAUGCCUCGAAUAAGGAGAUUGAAGAGGCCAUGAAGAGAGUCCGAGAGGCCCAGUCUCUCAUUUCUGCAGCCAUUGAACCAGGAAAUAAGAAAGAUGACAAGCGUAAACAUUCCCGCUCCCGUUCACGGUCUCGGCGCAGACGGUCCAGAUCUCGCUCGAGACACAGACGUUCGAAGAGCAGGUCUCGGCGGAGGUCCCAUUCAAGGAGUAGGAGGAGGUCCAAGAGCCCACGAAGGAGGAGAUCUCACUCCCGGGAUAGAAGCCGCCGCAGUAGAUCGAGGGACAGGAGAAAGGAGGAAAAGUCAAAGAAAAGGUCCAAGACGCCCCCCAAGAGCUACAGCAGUGCCAGGAGGUCUCGAAGCAUCAGUCGGAGGCACAGGCGAAGCCGCAGUGCGUCUCGCUCCCCCAGGAGGAGGCUGUCCAGGUCUCCAUCACCCAGACGUCACAAGAAAGAGAAGAAGAAGGACAAGGAUCGUGAGAAGGACCGGGAUAGAGAAAGGAGGGAGGACAGGGACCGGAGCAGAGACGAAAGAGAACGCUCCACUAGUAAGAAGAAGAAGAGCAAGGACAAGGAGCGAGAUCGAGACCGCAAGUCUGAUAGUGAGAAAGGAGACGUUAAGGUGACUCGGGAUUAUGAUGAGGAGGAACAAGGUUAUGACAGUGAAAAAGAAGGAGAGGAGGAGGACGACGAGAGGAAGAGCGACUCUGACUCUGCUUCAUCUCCCAAAGGCCAGGAGGAGAUGGAGAGAUCAGAGGGCCAAAUUCCCAAAAAGUCCAAACUAAAUGGAGACGAUCACCAUCAGGAAGACAUGGAGAUGAGCGAUUAAGAACGUCCCCGAGACCGAACCAGACCGCGUUAUCUUUCCACUGUCCUUUUAUAUUUUUAAUAUAGGCCACAAUAUGUCUGUGCCUGAUCACUCAGAGUUAAAAAAUGGUUUGUUGUCUUAACUGUAGAAGCCUUGGGGAGGGGAGGGGGUGUAGAAGGAAAGCAGUCAAAUAAUUUUUGUAAAAACAUGAGUAAACAAGGACUAAAAUAUGAAUAACUUGAGACAUGGUUUUAAAUUGUCAUUGCUGUACUUUUUAAGAUCCUGUUGGUUUUUCUUUUUGUCGCCUUUGUGUUCAAACUUUAUCUUCCUGACAGUAGAAUACACAGCACUUUCAAAUUAAGUGCUGUGUCUGUAAAUAUUUUACUAGUUGGGAUUGAAUCCUUUCCUCAGACUGUUAGUCACUCACCACCUGGCACCAGCUUCAUGUUUGUUUGUUUUUUCUUUGGGUUGCUGAACCAUUUUUGCUUCAACUGUGAUGCACCCAGUCGUGUUUCAGCUGACCUUCCUAUUUACAGCCCUUUGUAAGUGUACACUGUAGAUUGAAAUGUGUUGCAAUGAAAUACUUUGUCUGCAAUAGGUUUUCCAAAGGAAACUAAUAAAAUUGGGUCAAACUGUCAA
Messenger RNA from Seriola dumerili (greater amberjack), 1998 nucleotides. RefSeq names its product serine and arginine rich splicing factor 11 (gene srsf11). Lineage: Eukaryota; Metazoa; Chordata; Actinopteri; Carangiformes; Carangidae. The record is from RefSeq and is a predicted model, not a curated record. The transcript is spliced from 12 exons. Gene Ontology annotation, molecular function: RNA binding. Gene Ontology annotation, cellular component: nucleoplasm. Bases 1 to 1380 code for a protein of 459 amino acids.